Messenger RNA from Ooceraea biroi (clonal raider ant), 5330 nucleotides. RefSeq names its product multidrug resistance-associated protein 7. The record is from RefSeq and is a predicted model, not a curated record. Gene Ontology annotation, molecular function: ATP binding; ATP hydrolysis activity; ABC-type transporter activity. Gene Ontology annotation, biological process: transmembrane transport. Gene Ontology annotation, cellular component: membrane. Lineage: Eukaryota; Metazoa; Arthropoda; Insecta; Hymenoptera; Formicidae.
CAUUGCAAAGGGAAAUCUAACCUGUGAGCACGCUCGCCGAGAUGACAGUGCGACGGCAAAAUGUAACGCGCACGAGAGGAGGUCGGAAUAAAUAGCGUGCAGUGCUCAUUAAAUACCGUGUGCCUCGAUACUUAUGGAAAUUAGCUGAUCAGCAGCAUGGCAGAGACUUGGCUGGAUGACGUGGGAAGGUGGCAGUGGAACUGGACGGUGUUGUGCGGACAUCCUGGUGGUAUUAAUCCGUUGAAUCGCGAGACACAUGACCUGGACGUCUGCUUCCAGCAGCUCUGGCUUCAGACACCAGUAUUAGCCCUGAUAGCUAUCACUUCUGCGUACUACUGCGGCAAGAGAAACGGCCUCUCGUCCCGGCAACAACGCGUGUACAACUCUAUAAACAUAAGAAUCCUAAUCACCAUAUGCCUCGCGAUACUGCCUAUCGUGAGAGCCUACAUCAUCCUGACUAACACCACUAUUUCUCAGCACAACGGAGUGCAAGAGUACAGUACGCCAGUGCCGGGCGAAUCACAGACUUCUCUUCGCAGCAACGCCAACUCAUCCUUGUAUGAGACAAACAUCAUAAGCAGGAUACGCGACGGACUCGACAGCACUGUCAGACAGCUCGCCAAGGCAGUCCUGUCGCCGGGGGACGUUAGAGACACGACUACUGCUUCACCGUAUACCGAGAAUUAUGAGCUGACGAUCGCGGAAGUCACGAAUCAAUCCACUUCAGCCAAACCGGUGGACUAUCUCGUGGCCGCUACCGAGGGCCUGGCAUGGGUCGUGCAUCUCUGCUACCUGCUGAGCCUGAAGCGUGGUCGUAAUACCAAUCCGCGGGGCUCGGUGCUGAUACGCGCGCUGAUAUUCCUCCUGAUUGUCGUCUCGGUGCUGCUACUACGCAGCCACGUCAAUAAUAGGCCGAGAGACGAUGUUUUGCCGAAUUUAUCGCUGGGUUUCAGCAUCAGCGUAGUAACUUUCCUGAUACUGUAUACCAUAACACUGAUACCGGGCCCCGGCGGUUCGGAGCGCGUGUCAUCGCGAAAUGUCACGGCUGGAGAACGCACCGCGUUACUGAGCAGCCCCACUUCCUCAUACGUACAAUUCCCGGAGGAGCAGGAUCCAACCUACCUCGGGAUUGCUAUGGAGGACGCGAGCGUCAUCUCCAAGCUCCUGUUCCACUGGGUGACGCCGUUGAUGCAGAAAGGCGUCAAGGGACUGUUAAAUCAUUCUGAUGACUUGUUCGACCUGCCCGAUCAGAUCAGCACCAACACGAUCGGUCAUACGAUUGACAAACACUUGCAUAAAACGCCUGCGAGCAACGGAAUCGAGAGCAAUGCGGAAACACCCCUGCGUACGGACGUGAAAGUGAUCACGAAAAAAACGACACUGUUAUAUCUGCUGCAUCAAUGUUUCGGCUGGGAAUUCUACGCGGUUGGAAUACUGAAAUUCAUCUCGGAUUGCAGUGGAUUUAUGGGACCGAUGUUACUGAACAAGUUAAUCGGUUUUAUCGAGGAUAAAAAAGAGCCGAUCUCGUAUGGAUACCUAUACGCGUCUCUGAUGAUACUCAGUGCUAUAAUCGGUGCGUUUUGCAAUACUCACUUUACGUUCUGGAUGUCCGUCGUGGGUUUGAAGAUACGUACCGCAAUCGUCACUUUAGUCUACCGAAAAACACUACAUUCUUCUAAUAUCGAUUUAAAUCAGAAUUUUAAUUACGGUGAAAUCGUCAAUUUCAUGAGCACCGACAGCGAUCGAUUGGUCAAUAGCUGUCCCAGUUUCCACACGUUUUGGAGCAUACCGUUUCAGUUAUUCGUGACGCUGUAUCUGCUGCACCAGCAAAUCGGAGCCUCGUUCUUAGCUGGCGUUGCGUUUUCGAUAAUACUUAUACCAAUUAAUAAAAUCAUAGCGAGUAAAAUCGGCAAGCUCAGCAUUAAACUGAUGGAAUAUAAAGAUCAGAGAGUCAGAUUAGUAGGAGAAACAUUGCGUGGGAUAACUACGAUUAAAGUUAACGUUUGGGAGGAGCACUUCUUAAGAAACAUCUUGAAGCUAAGAGAGAGCGAAGUGAAAUAUCUACGCAGUAGGAAAUAUCUGGACGCUCUUUGCGUCUACUUCUGGGCGACCACGCCUGUGAUCAUUGCGAUAUUAACGUUCGGGACGUACGUACUGCUCGGGAAUGAACUGGAUGCCAAAACAGUGUUCACCAGUAUGGCGUUGUUGAACAUGUUAAUAGGACCGUUAAACGCGUUUCCAUGGGUUCUAAACGGUCUCACGGAAGCAUGGGUAUCUCUCAAGAGAAUUCAAAGGAUGAUGGACCUGCCGGACAUGGACUCAUCGUUGUAUUAUACGGAUAUUACUCCCGACGUUGAUUUAUUGCUGCAAAGCGUAACGUUGACUGUGAACCGUCCAAAGAGUAACGAUGCAAGUCCGAAAACCGCAAUCACUCCGACCUCCAGCACCGAAAUGAAGAAAAGCGUUACUUUCGAGGACGACGACGUUUUUGCUUUGCAUAAUAUUAAUUUAUCCGUACAGAAGGGACAACUAAUUGGUGUUAUGGGCAUGAUUGGCAGCGGAAAAUCUCUGCUGUUAGAUGGCAUCUUGGCGGAAAUCACGAAAACUAGCGGAAUCAUAGCGGUGAACGACGAUCACAAAGGUUUCGGAUACGUGAAGCAAAGUCCCUGGCUGCAACGCGGCACAAUUCGCGAAAAUAUCCUGUUCGGAAAACCGUACGAUCACAAUAAGUACAAGAGCAUCUUGAAAGCUUGCGCUCUCACGUCUGACUUAAAUUCGCUACCGAACAAAGACCUGACAGCGGUUGGCGAGGCCGGGAACACCCUGAGCGGCGGUCAGAAGACGCGGAUUUCCCUCGCACGCGCCGUGUACGCGGAUAAAGACAUCUACUUGCUGGACGACAUAUUAGCGACGCUGGACAUCAAAGUAGCAAAACACGUUUUCCAGCACGUGAUCCUCGGCUUGCUGCGAAACAAGACGAGAAUACUGUGCACGCAUCAGACCCAGUAUUUGGUACACGCGGAUCUCGUCAUCGAGAUGUCCAAGGGGAAGAUCGUCAAUCAGGGAAAACCGAGCGAUGUGCUGCCCGAUCUGGAAGACUACCUCCUGUCGUCCGAAUCACACGAGUCGAACUUAGACGUCACGUCCGUGAAACUGGUGCCCAACGAGUUCAGUCGCUCGGAAACGAACGAGAUGGAUCCAUUGCUGGAUAAGGAAGCGACUGAAAAAGGCACGGUGCAGCUUUCGGUAUACACGUGCUACGUGAACACUGUGGGACGGUACCUGGCGAUCUCGAUAUUGCUCGCCAUGAUCCUCAUGCAGAGCUCGAGAAACAUCACGGAUCUCUGGUUAUCGUUCUGGGUGACUCAUGCUAACGCCACCGCCAACUCAACCGACAUGUCAGGACUCGGAAGGCUGCAAUUCUACGACAACAAUUCCGGCCCGCGUGAUACGAAGUAUUAUCUAACGAUUUACAGUUUGCUGGCUGUGUUAAACUCGGUCUUCACUUUGAUCAGAGCCUUCAUCUUCGCGUACGGCGGCGUGCAAGCGGCUAUUAUGAUGCACAAGCAACUACUGAGGAUAAUCAUGCGGGCAAAAACAAUCUUCUUCGACACGCAACCGCUCGGCAGGAUAAUAAAUAGAUUCUCGUCCGACGUAUACACGAUCGAUGACUCUCUACCCUUCAUCGCCAACAUUUUACUAGCAAAUCUGUUCGGUUUGAUCGCAAGCGUCAUAGUCACGGCUUAUGGCUUGCCAUGGAUUUUCCUGGUAUUAGCACCGCUUGUCCCGAUCUAUCAUUGGAUACAAAAUCAUUACAGACUAACGUCGAGAGAAGUGAAACGACUGUCCAGCAUCACGCUGUCUCCCUUGUACGCUCAUUUUAGCGAGACUCUGAGUGGACUGACGAGCAUCAGAGCGUUUCGCACAGUACCUCGUUUCCAACAAGAGAACGAAUUGCUACUGGAAGCCAGCCAGAAGACGCAAUUCUCUUCCAUAGCCGCCAGUCAGUGGCUAGCAUUGAGGCUGCAAUUUAUCGGUGUCACUCUUCUGGCUGGUGUCAGCAUCAUGGCAGUACUGCAACAUCAGUACAACAUAGCCGAUCCUGGUCUGAUCGGUCUAGCGAUCACGUACGCCCUGUCCGUAACUGGAUUGCUAUCCGGGGUGGUGAACUCCUUUACGGAGACUGAGCGGGAAAUGAUCGCGGUGGAGCGAGUCAAACAGUAUUUAGAUAACGUGCCAACGGAGAACGCGAUGGGCGACAAUCCGCCUUACGCGUGGCCUAGUCAGGGUGUCGUAGAAUUUAAAGAAGUCGUUUUAAAAUAUAGGGAUCACCUGGUACCGUCAUUGAAGGACGUGACGUUCAUGACGCGACCGGCGGAAAAGAUAGGCGUCGUCGGUCGCACUGGUGCCGGCAAGAGCUCGUUGUUAGCCUCGCUGUUCAGAUUAACAGAAAUCUCAUCGGGCAGCAUACUAAUCGACAACGUGAACGUUCAAAUGUUACAGAUGAAAGCGCUGAGAUCCCGCAUGGCUAUUAUACCUCAGAAUCCGUUUCUCUUCUCGGGCACCAUUCGCGAGAACGUGGAUCCGCUGAACCAGUACACCGACAUGCAUAUAUACAAGGCCCUCGAGAAGUGUAAGGUGCAUUCUUUAGUCUAUCGAUUGGGCGGCUUGGGAGCGGUAUUGGACGAAGGUGGCAGCAAUCUCAGCGCCGGCCAGAGACAAUUGUUCUGCUUAGUCAGGGCUGUGCUGCAUAAUGCCAAGGUCGUUUGCAUCGACGAGGCCACCGCGAAUGUAGACCAAGAGACUGAUAAGUUUAUUCAGGCGACAAUCAAGUCUUCCUUCCAAAGCGCGACGGUCAUCACCAUCGCUCAUAGGAUAAGGACGAUUAUGCACUGUGAUAGAGUCCUAGUGAUGGGAGACGGAGAGGUGCUGGAAUUCGACGAGCCAAAUUUAUUGAUUCAGAACGCCGAUUCCUACUUCUACCACCUGGCCAGCCAAGAAUUUUCAGAACAAGAGUGAUCGAGGGCACGAGAUGUGAUUUGAAAAAUCUAUUAUUUUCCUAUGGAAAGUACGACAGGAUUAUAUUUUAUUUUAACAAUAAGCUAAGUGAGUGAGAGAACGAGAGAAAAACAGACGUCACGUCUACCAAAGUGAAUACCUUUUCUAUUUGCGAGAUUGUAUCGUUAAUAUAAUUAUUGUUAAUGUAUUGUAUAUUAUUGUUAUACACGCCAUAAACAUUGCUAAUAAUGAGUAACUAAUAUGUUUGUGAAGAAUUUCACUUAGAAGGUCCAUUUAUAUUUUGUAUACGAAUAAACUUUCAACGAACGUGA